Archocentrus centrarchus (flier cichlid) is the source of this 2638-nucleotide messenger RNA. It is a transcript of the gene tpd52l1, whose product is annotated as tpd52 like 1. Lineage: Eukaryota; Metazoa; Chordata; Actinopteri; Cichliformes; Cichlidae. The coding region runs from base 111 to 1064 and encodes 317 amino acids. The record is from RefSeq and is a predicted model, not a curated record. Gene Ontology annotation, biological process: positive regulation of MAP kinase activity; positive regulation of apoptotic signaling pathway. Gene Ontology annotation, cellular component: cytoplasm. The transcript has 11 exons.
CAGAAAAGUUGACACAGACUGACCUAACGAGCGGGUGUGCGCGUGCGGCCAAGGCUUGUCUGAGUCAGAGCGGAGUUUUAUUUCCUGUGAAGCUCACCUGUGUGUCUCUGAUGGAAACCAGGCAGCAAGAGAUGUACUCUAGUGUUCUGAGUGGAUCAGUGGUGGACUGGGGCAGCAUGGGCCCCGGAGAGGAAUGGGUCGAUUCAGCCACACACGAGGGAGAGCAGGGUUUGAAUCAGGGUAAGUUUUACCCCACUGUUGAAGAGUCCCUUAGGAGGAGCUCAUAUGGGGAAGACUUGGCCCCCGUGGUCCAAAAUGGGGAGAACCUGACAGAAUGGGGUAAAACUUCACCAUCAGGGGACAAUCGGUGGGGUCACACAUCAGUGUCUGACACCUGGGUCACGUCCACCACUUGGGAUAUGGAGCUGGACAGCACAGAGAGAGGACACCUCACCGCAGGUUUUCUAGACUCUGAGCCGCUGAGAGAGGCUGAUGAAGAUUUGGCAUCAGAGGUCAACCUGAAUGUCUCCAUGACAGAGGAAGAGAGGGAGGAGAUUCUGCAAGAAUUAGCUAAACUGGAAGAGGAGAUCGGUACACUGAGGCAGGUUUUGUCAUCCAAAGAGAAGCAGCAUGCAGAGCUCAAACAGAAACUGGGUCUCACUCCUCUGAAUGAGCUCAAAAACAACUUCAGCAGAGGCUGGCACGAUAUGCAGAGCACAGUGGCCUACAAGAAGACAUCAGAGACGCUUUCCACAGCAGGACAGAGAACCUCAGCAGCUUUCAGCACCCUCGGCAGCGCCAUCACCAGGAAGUUUGGAGAUAUGAGGUCCAACUCCAUUGGUUACUCUAUCAAACACUCUAUGAGCAUGCCUACCAUGAGAAACUCUCCCAGCUUCAGGUCUUUUGAAGAGAAAGUUGAGACCACAGUUUCCAAUAUCAAGACAAAGGUUGGUGGGACAGGGAGCGGAGGCAGCUUUGAGGAUGUCCUGUCAUCAGCAGCACAUGCCAGCUCACAGGACACGCCCACCAACAACUUGAUGGACAGCUCUGGGAGGCAGUGUUAAGGCUGCACCCUCACCUUGAGGCAGGGCUUAAACAGGAACUCGGCUGCUGACGUGUCACAGCACUUUGACUCAGAGCUCUGACUGAAACCGUGCAGAAUACUUCUUUUGAUCCUUAGUGUCAAGAUGCUUUUGCAGACCAUGGAUUGUCUUACAGUCUAAAUAAUUACAGUACAUUCACCCAAAAUGACCCCUUAGGCAGCAGUUGCCUGGUUUUAUUUUAAAAGCUCCACUCUGCACCUCAUUUGAUGAUAAAAGAGGACUAAUGAAAGCAAAGAGCCUCUGAGCUUUUCCUUCUAUUUAUGGUGUUAAAGGGUUUUUAGUGGAUUUGAUGAAUGCCAUCUGUCCUCCAGAGGUUUCCUAACCACAGAUGUCGAUCAGAUGAGGUUGGGGAGGAGCAGCCAGCAGUUAGGCCUUAAAUGACCUGAAACAUGACACAAAAGGAGUCUGAACACAUUAAACAUCAGCUCCAGGAGACAGACUGAAUCUCAACCCUGCAUUUCUCAUCUGUACUUCUUUUUUGUCAUGCUUGUGCUCAUGUGGUUCACUCAGCUGUCACAUCACAGCUGGGUUUUAGACACAACAAGAAGCAAUUAAUAAUUAAUUCCUCCUGAUAUGCGCAUUUGAGAUGAGUGGAGAAAGACUCAGAUGUUCAGCACAGCAUCAGUGUGAGAGUUUAACGGUUAUCUUAUAUCAGGACAGUGGAAAACUACAGUUUCACAUCUUUAUUAGAAAUGUUAGUGAUUUAAAAAAAAAAAAAAAAGUUUAUCACUUAAUGCUGUAAAAAGGAAAAGUCACUGAUCAUCCUGGGUGGCAUUUGUAUAAGUUAUUUUGCACUGGUACACAAGAUCUUGUUAUGGCAUUUAAAAAGAUCUGUUACUAAUACGUUUAUGAUAUAAACAGCGCACUAAUACACACACGUCCCACUGUUUGAAUAUCUAAAUGCAAACUGAGAGGAACUACAGGAAGCAAUACUGUCUGUAUAUGUGAAAAAGCAUCAUUAUGAUACUGCAUCAUCUAGAGUACAAUUCCUGGGUUAGGGUUAGGUUAUGUGAUGUGACACAUUGAUCCAGUGCAUGCUGCUGUUCAUGUGCUGAAACUACAUGAGGAUUUGAUUGCAGCUGUACGACUAACCUUUAAAUGCUAAAGAAAAAAAAAUUUCUGCUUGGAUUCAGUUUCACUAAAACGUUCAAGGUGUCGGUGCCGUAAACGAUUAAAAUGAUCCAUUUAUCUUUGCAGCUUUUGAAAUCUGGUCUGUGGGGCGAACUCAUGACUUUUUCUUUUGUAUUAUUUUCAGUAAAUAAUCAUGUGUUUCAUAGUUCUUGUGCUGUCUUUCAUGUGUUAAAGAUUUGUUUUUUUUUCUCUGCUUUGAGGGUCUGCCAGGUUUAAAUCCAUAUCAGCAAAAAAAAUCAGGCCCACUAAAAAUAACUCAGCAGAACAUUUUAUGUUAUGUCUUUACAGCAUAAACACGAAAAGCCGUAACUGUGAUCAUUACGUACAAUAACGCUGUAUGUGACUGUAUGAUAUAUAUGUUUUUAAGACUUUAGUAUCUAUAAUAAAGAUUUUUUUGACCCAAA